AGGCAGUCAUGGAGUCUUGGUGAGGGGGCCGCAUAGUGGGGCAGUCAUUGGACUUUCACAACCCUGGAACAGCGUCAUCCUGGAUUCGCCCAGACAUCUCACCUUUCCCAUACCACACCAUGGCAUUUGAGUCAGACUGGAACAAGACGAUUGAGGGCGAAAUCCAAGCCCAUAGGGACAAGAUCUUGUCACUCAACCACCAGAUCCACAGCAACCCCGAAUUGGCAUACGAGGAAUUCAAGGCCCACGACGCUUUCGUUUCCACCCUCCAGUCCCUCGGUUUCGACGUAACACCCCACGCCCACGGCCUCCAAACCGCCUUCUCAGCCGAGGUCGGCUCCGGCGGCCGCCUGCUCAUCUUCAACGCCGAGUACGACGCGCUCCCCGGCAUCGGCCAUGCCUGCGGACACAACCUGAUCGCAUCCUCCUCCUUCGCCGCCUUCCUCGGCGUAGCCGCCGCCCUCAAAGCCUCGGGUCUACCAGGCCGCGUCCGGCUGCUGGGCACACCAGCCGAGGAAGGCGGCGGAGGCAAACUCCACCUCAUCCAGGCAGGCGCCUACCGGAACGCCUCCGCCAGCAUGAUGGUGCACCCCGGUCCCGGCCACACCCUCCACCAACCAGCAGUACGGGGUGUGGCGUACGUGCGGAUGCUGGCCAACGUGAAAGUGCGCGUGCACUUCACAGGCCGCGAGGCCCACGCGGCCAUCGCCCCCUGGGACGGGGUCAACGCGCUCGACGCCGUGUGUCUUUCCUACAACGCCAUCAGCAUGCUGCGCCAGCAGAUCCGCCCCUACGAGCGCAUCCACGGCGUGUUUCCCUCGGCGGGUCACCGUCCCAACGUCACCCCCGCCAGCUGCUGCGUCGAGUACUAUGUGCGCAGCGCCACGCGGGCUGGGGCAGAGGCGUUGUGGAAGCGGGUGUUGAAGUGCUUUGAGGGUGCGGCGGUUGCGACGGGGUGUGAGAUGCGCGUCGAGCCGCUCAAUUCGUACGCUGAUGUAAGGCCGAGUAGGUUGCUGUGUGAGGAGUAUGUAAGGGCUAUGCCGGAGGGGACUAUGGCGUUUGAUGAGCCGGCGGAUUUUCUCGCGGGGAGUACGGAUAUGGGCGAUGUCUGUUAUGAGUGCCCGGGGUUUCAUGGCGCGUUUGGUAUUCCUACCAAGGAGGGCGAGGCCAACCACACCAAGGGCUUCGCUGCGGCGGCGGGGACGCAAGAGGCGUUUGAGCUGGCGAUGGAAUGCGCAAAGGGCAUGGCGCUGGUGGGGUGGCGGGUCUUGACGGAUGAUGACUUUGCAGAGCGGGUGCGCAAGGAGUGGGAGGAGGACAUGAAGCUUGCUGCGGAAGGGAAAUGAGAGAACUAUGGUGAGUCUGCCUUGGAAAUCCCAGGGCGGUAUGGGGCGCAAGACUCCAUACAAGUGAAGACAGACCAUCGACAUGCAAGUACCCGGUAAGGGAACGAGCUUCAAUUAUUGGCAGAGCGCUGUCUUGCAUGCCGGCACUCCUCGUCGAACCGCCGUGGGUGAGUGGCCUUGAAAAGCCACCUGGAACAUGCUCACAGUUAGAUUGUUUGUAUUGCACAAAACCUCGAUCUCGUCGAUAUACUUUGUUGGCGUGCUGUCCUCGAUGCAUACCAGGGGCAACGCACAAGGGUAGCUGAGGUAAACAAGCCCAACAAGGAGGACUGGCGUGCCCUCAGGGCUUUACUCGUUUGGCAAACAAUCUGUGGAAGUUUAUUUUGUUCUAUGCCUCACCCUUUCGCCCCUGACGACCCUACUACUACUGUUAAGAACAGAGACA
This is a messenger RNA of Canariomyces notabilis, 1791 nucleotides long. RefSeq lists its product as uncharacterized. NCBI's taxonomy places the organism in Eukaryota, Fungi, Ascomycota, Sordariomycetes, Sordariales, Chaetomiaceae. Bases 120 to 1346 code for a protein of 408 amino acids. The transcript has a single exon. The record is from RefSeq and is a predicted model, not a curated record. Gene Ontology annotation, molecular function: dipeptidase activity.